CUUGGAUCCGGCUGAAUCCAGCCAGUCAAAACUCAAUAGCUUCGUGGGGGAGAUUUACCUCUGCGCGCAAAAGAUAUUUCUCUCUCUCUCUCUCUCUCUCUCUCUCUUCCUUGGACUUUCUACAGCUCAGGAAGCAGUCAAAAGACUGAAAUACUUCUAAAGGGUUGAUUUGCCUCUUCUCAUAGCAACUUGCAUUUGAGUCUUUUGGGCCUUUCUCUCUCUUCUCUCUCUGACUUUCUCUCUGGAGGAUGGACGCUCUGAGGAAGCAAGCGAGCAAAUUCAGGGAGCAGGUGGCAAAGCAGCAACAGGCUGUAAUUAAACAAUUUACUUCGAGUGGCUAUGAAAGCUCUGAUGUAAUGGUUACGGAUGAGGCGGAAUUGCAGAGACAUCAACAGCUGGAGAAGUUGUAUAGCUCCACUCGAACUGGCAAGAAUUUUCAGAGAGACGUACUCAGAGCUGCUGAAGGAUUCAUGGCCAAUGGACUUAAGCAGAUUGAAAUAGGAAUGAAGUUAGCGGAAGACUGUCGGAAAUAUGGAGUUGAAUGCAACGAUAAUGGGAUGUUAUUGAAGGCUGCAUCUCUGUAUGCCUCAGCGCGGGCACAUGUGGAGAAAGAGCAAGAGGAAUUCAAUAGAACUCUUUCUUCCCAGGUGUUGGAGCCCCUUAGAUCAAUGGUAACUGGUGCUCCUUUAGAAGAUGCUCGUCAUCUUGCUCAACGCUAUAGUAGAAUGAGACAUGAAGCUGAACAACAGGCCGCUGAGGUUUCGAGACGCCAAGCUAAAUCCCGAGAAGCUCCCAUUAUUGAGAACAGUGCCAAGCUGCAAGUUGCUGAAUCAAAAAUGCAUGAAAUAAGAGCAAAUAUGGUAGUUCUGGGGAAAGAAGCAACUGCUGCAUUGGCAGCUAUUGAAUCACAACAACAGAGAAUGACACUUCAACGAUUAAUAGCUAUGGUUGAGGCAGAACGUUUAUAUCAUCGGCGAGUGGCUGAAAUUCUUGAUGACGUUGAAGCACAGAUGCUAGCAGAGAAACAAAGGAAAGAAUCUGCACCUCCAGUAGUCUCCCCUGAGAGCAGUUCAGAGAAGGCCUUAUAUUUCCUUGCUGAAGCUAUUCAUGCAUUCACUGCUGGAUCUGAGAAGGAGCUUAGCUUGUCUGUUGGUGAUUAUGUUGUUGUUCGGCAGGUAACACCAGUGGGAUGGUCAGAAGGGGAAUGUGGAGGCAAAGCUGGUUGGUUUCCGUCAGCUUUCGUGGAAAGGCGCCAAGGGAUUCCUUCGAACAAAGUGAUUGCUGAAGUGUUUUAGCAUCUUGAUCAAUGCUGAACAUAAUGCUUCUGAAUGCACUACUGAAACUUUUCAGUAGUCAAGAAUGCCAAACCUUGUUAUUUAAAUGUAACAUCAAAAUUAUAACCGUCAGAAGCCCUCUUUCCUUGAGAGAUCGGAGAUUUGCUGAGGUUGAUUUUACAGAUGACCAUAUUCAUCAUAUAUUUAUAUUUUAGGAUUGGACUUGGUUGAGGAGAA
Messenger RNA from Amborella trichopoda, 1511 nucleotides. Its product is annotated as SH3 domain-containing protein. Lineage: Eukaryota; Viridiplantae; Streptophyta; Magnoliopsida; Amborellales; Amborellaceae. The record is from RefSeq and is a predicted model, not a curated record. Gene Ontology annotation, molecular function: protein binding.